This is a messenger RNA of Pogona vitticeps (central bearded dragon), 2451 nucleotides long. RefSeq names its product coiled-coil domain containing 85C (gene CCDC85C). The record is from RefSeq and is a predicted model, not a curated record. Gene Ontology annotation, cellular component: apical junction complex. NCBI's taxonomy places the organism in Eukaryota, Metazoa, Chordata, Lepidosauria, Squamata, Agamidae.
CGGAGCUGCAACAAUUGCGGCAUUUGCGUAUAUUGGCUUUCUGUCUGGUUUUUUUUUUUCCAACCUUGCUCUUUAUUUCUCGUCGUCUUUCUUCAAUUCCAGGGUUUCCUCUUAGACAGACUCUCUCUUCUUUCUCUUUCCUCCCCGUCUGGGUUGAAGGAAGCUGUGCCUUGUGCGAAGCUCUCCCUCCUUGCGUUUUGCUCUCAGUUCUUGUCCUGAUGAUUGUUCCCUUCAAGAAAUGCUCUUUUCUCUCCGCCUCACCUCUUGCUGUGCAAUUUAAAUGCAGUUUACAGAAGGCUCUGACAUCAUCCGGAAAACUGCCUCGGAACUAAAAGGGGAAAAAUAAAAGGAAGAGGAAGAAAAAAAAAGGAAUAUUUUUUUAAAAUUGCAUUUUUUAAAAAUUUUCCAAUCAUCUGCCCACCCCCGACUCUGGUGUGGACGUAGCGGGUUGGAUCGUUGAAGCAGUUGCCGCGGACUGUUCCUCAGUAUUAUUUUUUUUACAGCUCUAAUUUCUUGGAAAUCGAUCAACCGGGGAUGCUGGAACAAGUGAAAAGAAUAAAACCUACGCAGGUUAAUCUGUGAAUUUACAACUUCUCUCUCGCCGUGGUUUUAUGAACCGCGGGUAAGUUGACUUCCUUCAUUCACUUUUGAGAGGCUGCGUGGAAGGAAUUAGUAAGUUUUGGAAGUGGUUCCUUGAAAAUUGGGGUUUCCCUCACUAUCUCCGUGAUACUGCUGGCUUUUAAUUUUUUAGGGAUGGGACUAAAAAGGGCAGAGAAUAAUACCUUUCUCAAAAAUGAGUGGAUUUACUGUUUGUUCUGUGAGCUCUGAAGAGAUAUAGUGGGUUUUGGAUUUUUUUUAUUAUUCCUUUAAAAAAAAAAGGCUUUUCAAAAUGUGGCAAUAAUUUUGACACCUGUUUUUAAUAGAAAGAACAUAUACAUCUAAAAGGACAGUUUGGUUUCCCCCCCCCUCCCACCCGAUUCUGGAAUAACUUCUUAUAGACAUGGCAAAAAAUUCUGUGGAGGGGUCAAAGGAAGACUUGACCAAAAUGACAGAAGAGGACUUGUUGCGCUGGAGCAAAGAAGAGCUGGUGAAGAGGCUGAAGAAAGUGGAGAACGAGAAGAUGAACUUGAUGGUGGAGCACAGCAACUUGAUGAAGGAUGUGAACCGCAGGCUCCAGGUUCACCUACAUGAGAUCAGGGGCUUGAAGGAAGUUAAUCAGAAGCUGCAAGAUGAUAACCAUGAACUUAGGGAGCUCUGCUGUUUCUUGGACGAUGACCGGCAGAAAGGGAAAAAGCUGUCUAGAGAAUGGCAGAGGUUCGGGAGACACACGGCCGGCGUGAUGUGGAAGGACGUGGGGAUGUACCAGCAGAAGCUGAAAGAGUUGGAGGCCAAGCAGGAGUGCCUCAUGCGGGAGAACGUGGAGCUCAAGGAGAUAGUCCUCAUGUUGGAUGAAGAGAGGAAUGGAGCAGGCUCCCGAAGCUCUAUAGACAGCCAGGCCAGCCUCACCAACUUAAAUGGGGGUUCUGGCACUAGGGAUGUUGGGGAUGGAAGUAGUACCUCCAGCACUGGCAGCGCAGGAAGUCCGGAUCAUCACCAUCAUCCCCUUCACCAUCACAAACCAGUUGAGAAUAAGGCUGGGGCUAUCCGGCGAUCAAUGGAUGACCUCUCGGCACCACUUCACCACAGGAGCAUUCCCAACGGUCUCAAUGAUUCAUCAUCCAACUACAUCAGACAACUUGAAACAAAAGUCAAAUUGCUAGAAGAUGAUAACAAACUUCUUUCCCAGCAAUCAAGCACUGGUGAUUUGAGGACUCUGCGGAAAGGGUUAUCUCCAUACCACUCUGAGUCCCAGCUGUCAUCACUGCCGCAGUAUCAAGAUGCUAUGCAAAAUGGCCCUGUUCGUAUGACUCCUGAUCUGAAUGCUUCUCCUGCAGUGGGAUAUGUUCCCAUAAGCCAGAAACCCGAAGCCGUGGUGCACGCUAUGAAGGUCCUUGAAGUCCAUGAGAAUUUGGACAGGCAAAUAAAAGAAAACUAUGAAGAAGACCUGAGUGAAAAGGAGAAAGCGAUUGUUCGUGAAAUGUGCAAUGUUGUCUGGCGGAAGCUAGGUGAUGCCGCUAGUUCCAAACCAUCGAUCCGGCAACAUCUGUCAGGAAACCAGUUCAAGGGCCCGUUGUAAGAAACUUCCCGCUGCCCCAGGAUUGGGGGUGAAGACAGUGAGAGGAACAGAGACUUGUCUGCUUUGAGCUUGCCAGGGUUAUCUGUUUCCCCCACCCCCUUCCCCAUCACUGUUUAUAGUGUAAAUAAGGCAGCUGAAGGCCUCGCUGAAAGGCUGUGCCGAUCCAGAACAACAUAUUAUGGGUUACUAACUAUCUUCCAAUGACCAACCUGUCAUUUGUAUUGUGGUGAAAAACCUGCUUUGUUGUCUGGUCAUAUGUAGAAAUACCUGAAAAA